This is a messenger RNA of Manihot esculenta (cassava), 1076 nucleotides long. Its product is annotated as 40S ribosomal protein S6. Gene Ontology annotation, cellular component: ribosome. Bases 145 to 894 code for a protein of 249 amino acids. Gene Ontology annotation, biological process: translation. Gene Ontology annotation, molecular function: structural constituent of ribosome. Lineage: Eukaryota; Viridiplantae; Streptophyta; Magnoliopsida; Malpighiales; Euphorbiaceae. The transcript is spliced from 6 exons. The record is from RefSeq and is a predicted model, not a curated record.
GUUACGGACACAUAUUAAACUUCCUCGAACCAAUAAAUACCAAGUUAAACUCCACGCAAAAACCCUAGAAGCUGAAGGCAAGCGCAAGCUCUUUUUUUCAGGUCUCAUAUUCGGCACAGCCGCCUCUGCUCGUACCAGACCAAGAUGAAGUUCAACAUUGCCAACCCCACCACGGGAUGCCAAAAGAAGCUGGAAAUAGACGAUGACCAAAAGCUCCGUGCAUUUUUUGAUAAGAGGAUCUCGCAAGAAGUCAGUGGAGAUGCACUUGGGGAGGAAUUUAAGGGCUAUGUUUUCAAAAUUAUGGGAGGUUGUGACAAGCAAGGCUUCCCCAUGAAGCAGGGAGUGUUGACUCCUGGCCGUGUUCGUCUCUUGCUCCACAGAGGAACUCCUUGUUUCCGUGGAUAUGGAAGGCGCAAUGGAGAACGGAGGAGGAAGUCUGUGCGUGGAUGCAUUGUGAGCCAAGACCUCUCUGUUUUAAACUUGGUAAUCGUGAAGAAGGGAGAGAAUGAUCUGCCUGGACUCACUGACACUGAGAAACCAAGAAUGAGAGGACCAAAGAGAGCAUCAAAGAUCCGCAAACUCUUUAAUCUCUCAAAGGAGGAUGAUGUUCGGAAGUAUGUGAACACUUACCGAAGAUCAUUCACAACAAAGUCUGGAAAGAAGGUUAGUAAAGCACCCAAAAUUCAGAGGUUGGUUACUCCAUUGACUCUGCAAAGGAAGCGGGCAAGAAUUGCUGACAAGAAGAAGAGAAUUGCCAAGGCAAAGGCAGAGGCUGCUGAGUACCAGAAGCUCCUUGCCACAAGAUUGAAGGAGCAGAGAGAACGACGAAGUGAGAGCUUAGCAAAGAAAAGAUCCAGGCUGUCUGCUGCUUCAAAGCCAUCUAUUGCAGCUUAGGUGCCUGCUGUGAUCAUUGAAUUUUGGUAGCAAGAUGAAAUGUCACUUAGUUCUUUAUUUGAUUUCAAUAUGUUGAGAUGUUUGAUUUGAUGGUUAUGAAAGUGCCUAAAACCUCUUAGUCCAUUGAAUUUUUGUCAUUAUAACUUUUCUAUUAUUGUAUGGGAUUAUCGUUGAAUUCUGCA